AUGGUUACCGCGGACAAGCUUCCUUCAUGGGCCAAUCUUCAAGAACAACACAAUUCCGUGGGUAAAUCUUUUGUUCUCAAGGAAGAGUUUAAGAAAGACCCCACUCGAUUUGAAAAAUUUUCGUUUACAUUCUCUAACCCUGCCGACGAGACUGAGAUUUUCUUUGACUUCAGCAAAAAUUUUAUCACUGAAGAUAUAUUGAAGAAUUUACUACAAAUCGCAAGAGAGGCAAAUGUUGAACAACUUCGUGAUGCUAUGUUUAAGGGUGAUAGAAUUAACUUUACAGAAGAUCGAGCAGUUUUACAUGUAGCACUAAGGAAUGUGAGAGAUAACCCUAUAUAUGUGGAUGGAGAAGACGUAAUGCCGGGCGUCCGCAAGGAACUGAAACAUAUGGAGGAGUUCAGUGAUGCAGUACGCAGUGGAGAAUGGAAAGGCUUUACUGGUAAGGCUUUGACUAACAUUGUCAAUAUCGGCAUAGGAGGCUCCGACUUGGGUCCAGUUAUGGUCACUGAAGCGCUCAAAUUUUAUGGAGAUAAAAAACAGACUUUACAUUUUGUCUCCAAUAUCGAUGGAACUCACCUAGCAGAGACUCUUAGUAAAUCUGAUCCAGAAACAACUCUUUUUCUCGUGGCUUCAAAGACCUUUACAACUGCUGAAACAAUAACCAACGCAAAUAGUGCUAAAGAAUGGUUUUUGAGGGAGACCAACAACAGCGGUGACAUCACGAAGCAUUUUGUUGCUCUAUCCACUAAUGAGCCCGAGGUUACCAAGUUUGGUAUCGACUCCAAAAAUAUGUUUGGCUUUGAGAGUUGGGUUGGCGGUAGGUACAGCGUUUGGUCGGUAAUUGGUUUAUCAAUAGCUAUCCACAUCGGUUUCAAGCAAUUUCACGAGUUUCUCCAGGGUGCAAACGCCAUGGAUCAACAUUUUCUUGAGACACCCCUUGAAAAUAAUAUUCCUAUAAUAGGUGGGCUGCUGAGUGUCUGGUACUCAGACUUUUACGGGGCUCAAACUCACUUGGUAUCUCCCUUUGAUCAGUAUCUUCAUCGAUUCCCUGCUUAUCUUCAACAACUUUCCAUGGAGUCUAAUGGUAAGGCAGUUGCCAGAAGCACUAAUAACUUCUUGAAAUAUACCACUGGCCCGAUUCUUUUUGGAGAGCCGGCUACCAAUGCUCAGCACUCUUUCUUUCAGCUGCUUCACCAAGGUACAAAGCUCAUUCCUACAGAUUUUAUUAUGGCAGUAAAGUCUCAUAACCCGAUUGAAAAUAAUAAACAUCAAAAAAUGCUUGCAUCGAAUUUCUUUGCCCAAGCUGAAGCUUUGAUGGUUGGAAAAGAUGAGCUUGAACUUAAAGCUGAGAAGACACCUGAGGCUUUGUUGAAACAUAAAACUUUCCUUGGUAAUCGACCAACAACUUCAAUUCUCGCUGACAAAAUAACGCCCGCAACACUGGGUGCUUUAAUCGUGUACUACGAGCAUUUAACCUUUACUGAGGGUGCCAUCUGGGACAUCAAUUCAUUCGACCAGUGGGGGGUCGAACUUGGAAAAAGUCUAGCAAAAAAAAUUCUAGGUGAGCUGGAUGGCGAAGAAGGAACCCAAGUACAUGAUAGUAGCACAAGCGGCUUAAUUGCUGAAUUCAAAAGAAGGAUGACAAAAAUCUGA
Blumeria graminis f. sp. triticale is the source of this 1656-nucleotide messenger RNA. The record is from the annotation of a GenBank genome assembly. NCBI's taxonomy places the organism in Eukaryota, Fungi, Ascomycota, Leotiomycetes, Helotiales, Erysiphaceae.